AGUUAAUUAGCAGCACUAAAUCCAGCAAAUUCAGAGCGUAAUCGAGAGAAAAAGAGAGAGAUCGAGAUGGCAACAGUCGAGCAGCAGCAACAGCCACAACCGGAGGAGGCCUCAAAGGAAGCCAUGGCCACGGUGGCCGAGAACGCACCGAUCACAGCGGAGAGGAAGGUCCGCAAUGACUUGGAGACCAAACUCCCAAAGCCUUACUUGCCUCGAGCUAUGGUUGCACCUGAUAUGGAGAACAUCAAUGGCACCUGGGCUCAUAAACAUCAAAAUAUGUCUGUGCUUCAACAGCAUGCAGCUUUUUUUGACCAAGACAAUGAUGGUAUCAUCUUCCCUUCCGAGACAUUCAGAGGGUUUCGUCAACUUGGGUUUAAUGCAGUUGCUUCUUUUAUUUUCAUGGUUCUUGUUCAUGGAGCAAUGAGUUAUGCUACUCUGCCUACAUGGAUUCCUUCACCCUACUUCGCAAUUCACAUACGAAACAUACACAAGGCAAAGCAUGGAAGUGAUUCCGGCAUUUAUGAUACUGAAGGAAGGUAUAUCCCGGCAAACCUUGAGAUCAUGUUCAGCAAGUAUGCUCGCACGGUCCCUGAUAAGCUUAGUUUCAAGGAGCUGUGGCACAUGACUCAAGCUAACCGUGACGCCUUUGAUUUCUUUGGCUGGAUUGCAGCCAAACUCGAAUGGGGAGUUCUAUAUGUUCUGGCAAAAGAUGAACAAGGUUACUUGGCAAAGGAAGCCGUGAGGCGUUGUUUUGAUGGAAGCUUGUUCGAGUACUGUGCUAAGCUGCAAAAGGGUGCUGUGGGUAAGAUGAAAUGAUGCCAUCAUUUCGUCACGAAGUUUAGGAUUUUUGUUUGUAUUAGUUCAUUUCAGCUUUUUAGACUGAUAAGUGACAGUAGAAAAAGCUAUAAUAAUCCGACUUCAGGAGUUGGAUGAAUAACUCCUAAACCUAUCAGUUAAAGCCCCAUAUCUUUUCCUCUGGUUAAUGUUAUAUGUAUGAUUAAUGAACAAUUCUCAGGUUCACCCCUUGGGGUGAAGCAGCA
This is a messenger RNA of Rosa rugosa (rugosa rose), 1040 nucleotides long. Its product is annotated as peroxygenase 2-like. Gene Ontology annotation, molecular function: monooxygenase activity; calcium ion binding. Lineage: Eukaryota; Viridiplantae; Streptophyta; Magnoliopsida; Rosales; Rosaceae. Bases 67 to 816 code for a protein of 249 amino acids. The record is from RefSeq and is a predicted model, not a curated record. The transcript is spliced from 6 exons.